AGCCGAAGGGAGCUCAGCGAGAGCGGCGGCGGGACGGACCUCCCCGCCGACACCGGGUCUCCGCUCACCCCGACGCCGAUCUCUGCCUGGCAUAUUAACCAAAGGCAAGGAGGACUGAGCUUGUCUCCAUUCUGAGUGCUGCCAUUCACAAGAUCUCUGUGACGGACUGUAAGGCCCAAGCCCACUGUGCUGUCCUGCUCGCCCCAGACAUCUUUCUGGGGUCCACCUGAGGUCAGCAGUGUGAAGAUGAUCAGUGCCCUUUUAGCAUGACAACCUUGGACCAUGUCAUCGCUACCCACCAGUCAGAGUGGGUCUCCUUCAGUGAAGAGCCAUUGUUCCCUACCCCUUCAGAGGGGGGCACUGAAGAACCCUUCCCAGGAUUGUCGUCCUCCUCCGACCGCUCUGAGAGCUCCUCUGGGGAGAACCAUGCGGUGGAUGAAGGCUCGCAGGACCUUUCACACUCUGAGCAGGACGACUCCUCUGAAAAGAUGGGCCUUAUCUCCGAAGCGGCCUCCCCUCCGGGGAGCCCAGUGCAGCCCACGCCGGAUCUGGCCUCAGCCAUCAGCAACUGGGUCCAGUUUGAAGAUGACACACCUUGGAGCAGCACUUCACCACCUCACAAGGAAACAGCCCUCACAUUGACCAUGCCCUGCUGGACAUGCCCUUCCUUCGACUCUUUGCGAAGAUGCCCUUUGACAUCCGAGAGCAGCUGGACCACCCAUUCUGAUGACACUACCAGUCCUAGCGUCGCUCCUUCAUCCACAGACCUGCAGCUCAUCAACGCUGAGGAGCAGGCGAGCGGCAGGGCUUCCGGAACCGACUCCACUGACAACUCCUCCUCCCUGCAGGAAGAUGAAGAAGUAGAGAUGGAGGCUAUCAGUUGGCCGGCUGGCAGUCCAGCCAUGAAUGGGCACCCUGUUGUUCCACUAGUGACCACAGCUCGCUUCCCAAGCUGGGUCACCUUUGAUGACAAUGAAGCUGGCUGCCCUUUGCCACCGGUCACCUCGCCAGUGAAGACAAGCACUCCAUCUGUUGCAACUGCCACCCCGGAUGUACCUGUACCUUACAACUCAACUGGGUCAUUUAAGAGGGACCGUCCCAAGAGCACAUUGGUGAACUUCUCCAAAGUUCAGAAGCUGGACAUUUCCUCCUUACACCGUCCACCUUCUGUAAUCGAGGCCCCGCCCUGGAGGGCCACCAACCCUUUCCUGAAUGAGACUCUUCAGGACGUACAACCUUCCCCUAUCAACCCGUUCAGCGCUUUCUUCGAAGAGCAGGAACGGCGCUCCCAAAACAGUUCUGUUUCCAGUACCACAGGCAAAAGCCAAAGAGAUUCUCUCAUCGUCAUCUACCAGGAUGCCAUCAGUUUUGACGAUUCGGGCAAAAGCCAGUCCCACCCUGACGCUAUUGAAAAGCUCAAACAACUGCAUAUUGAGGACCCUGAUCACGUGGGCAGUACGGCCCUGCCAGAUGAUGACCCCGCAGCCUGGGUUGAACAAGAAGCUCAUUCACCUGCCUCGGCUCUGACACAGCCCAGGGAUGGAUGGCCAAUGAUGCUGAGAAUCCCCGAAAAGAAAAACAUCAUGUCCUCCAGGCACUGGGGGCCAAUCUACGUCAAACUGACAGACAGCGGUUACCUGCAGCUGUAUUACGAGCAAGGCCUGGAAAAACCAUUCCGCGAAUUCAAGCUGGAGAUCUGUCAUGAGGUUUCAGAACCCCGGCUCCAAAACUACGACGAGAACGGGAGGAUCCACAGCUUGAGGAUAGACCGCGUCACUUACAAGGAGAAGAAGAAAUACCAGCCCAAACCUGCUGUGGCCCACACGGCAGAGAGGGAGCAGGUGAUUAAACUGGGCACCACCAAUUACGAUGACUUCCUGAGCUUCAUCCGCGCCGUUCAGGACCGGCUCAUGGAUUUGCCAGUGCUGUCCAUGGACUUGAGCACAGUUGGCUUAAACUACCUCGAAGAGGAGAUUACGGUGGACGUCAGAGACGAAUUCUCCGGCACGGUAAGCAAAGGAGACAACCAGAUCCUCCGGCACCGUGUCUUGACACGGAUACACAUUCUGACUUUCCUCUCCGGGCUGGCCGAGUGCCGCCUGGGUCUCAACGACAUCCUUAUCAAAGGGAACGAAAUCGUUUCUCGGCAGGACAUCAUGCCCACCACCACCACGAAGUGGAUUAAGCUCCACGAGUGCCGUUUCCACGGGUGCGUGGAUGAGGACGUGUUUAACAGCUCCCGAGUUAUCCUCUUCAACCCUUUGGACGCAUGCCGGUUUGAGCUGAUGAGGUUUAGGACGGUGUUUGCUGAGAAGACCUUGCCCUUCACGCUCAGGACGGCAGCGAGCAUCAAUGGGGCGGAAGUGGAGGUGCAGAGCUGGCUACGGAUGUCUCCGGGAUUCUCCUCUAACCGCGACCCUCUCACUCAGGUUCCCUGUGAGAACAUAAUGGUCCGCUACCCGGUGCCCAGUGAGUGGGUGAAAAACUUCCGCAGGGAAAGUGUUCUGGGGGAAAAGUCUUUGAAAGCCAAAGUGAACCGGGGGGCAAGUUUUGGCUCUGCUGGAGCCUCUGGCUCUGAGCCUGUGAUGAGAGUAACUCUGGGAACUGCCAAGUACGAGCACGCCUUCAACGCCAUUGUGUGGAGGAUAAACCGACUGCCAGACAAGAACUCAGCUUCUGGUCACCCACACUGUUUCUUUUGCCACCUCGAGCUUGGCUCUGACCGGGAAGUGCCUUCCAGAUUUGCCAAUUAUGUAAAUGUUGAGUUCACCAUGCCCACGACUUCAGCCUCCAAAGCAGCUGUGAGAUCCAUCUCUGUGGAAGACAAGCCUGAUGUCAGGAAGUGGGUCAAUUAUUCUGCACACUACAGCUACAAGGUGGAGAUUGAACAAAAAAAGAGUUUGAAGCCAGACUUUGAGGGGGAGGACUUGGAAAAUCCAAAGGAAUGUGGGGUUCAGUGACAGUGGCCCACCUGCAAGGAACUGAGGAACGCUGACUCCUGAAUAAUUCAAGAUUAAGUCAACACCUGCUGUGGCUGCUCCAUGUGGAAGGCAGUCUACCCCAGUUUCCUGUGUGCAGUUUCCCAUGUGUGACAGGAAAUCCUGAGGGAGCUGCUUUCAACAGCUCCUUGACACUGAGCAUGCCCAAAGCACAUGGUGCACCCGGCUUUCAGAGUUUAUUAUCUGUUGAGCCUCCUUGUCUUUUUUCUGCUUAUAUCAUGGCAAUGGUGUGUGGUUUGUGGUGACCAUUAGAGACCCAAAAAGAACAUCCAAUGUCAGUGUUGGCACUGUUUGCUUCCAGUACUCAUCUGUCACUUGGAAGUUUCUGGAAAAAAGCAGCCUUGAGCAUCCAUCUCUAUUGCUCCCAUUAAAAGAUCCAAAGAGGUUUCAAAGCCAUUUCCUCUUUGGAUCUGCUAGGCCUUCUCUAGAUGGUUCUAUUCUUUAAAUGUUGGUGUUAUGCAGCAGAGGUUUUCCAGAUGUUUCCCUUCUGAUUCUGGAUUGUCCAAGAUCAAAAUACUUUUGCAACUUCUCCUUUUCCAUUUGCUGUCUUAAGUCAUGAGCGGAAAGUGCCCUAUCGGAUAUUUUCAAAUUUAGGGAUUGGAGCUUACGUCUACAAAUGCACUGGAUUGGAUUCAUAGUUUGUUGAGAAAAAAAACAAAACUGAGCUUAUUUUUCUUCACUUAAGGAAAAAAAGGCAUUAAGUGUAAGUUUAUAUUCAGUUUAGAAGACAGCUUCAAUCAUAAAGAAUUACCAAAUCUUCACUGACCACUUCUAAUUCCUGAGUGGCUAUGAGUCCAUGUGUAUAAAGGCAAAAGAAAGACACUUGGGAGUUCUUUUUAUACCUCAUAUGCAAUGACUGUUGAACAUCCCUUUAACUCAAAAUUUAGAGGAAACUUAAGCUAAAAAUAUCACUGUAAAAGCUGAGUUUGAAUGAGCUUUGCCCCAACUUGAGAGGUUGGUAGUCACAGUAUCGUGAGAGUUCAAAAACGCAGAAGGCUCCAGGGUCGGGCUGGGGAGAGCCGGUUUCCCAGUGUCACAAACUUGAAAUGCUGGUCCAGGAAUCAGAACAGCUGCCCUCUCCCUCACAGGUUCCCACCCCCGGCUUCUCUACCCCCUGCAUGUUUGUACCGCAGUGUUUUCUCUCAUGAAGAAUAUAGUAAGCGGACAGAAUGCAUAUUUUAUCAGACUUGGGAAACGUGUGGAAAUAAGUAGAAAAUACCUGCAGUUUGGGACUUAGUGAUUCAAGUUUUGUUUUUUAUCAUUAUUCAGCUCGUGUUUAGUGAGAUUUGAACUAUGUGCUGACAUUAUGCAUUAGAAAUCACUGCAAUGUUUUGAAGUGCAUUUUUAACUAAGCAUUAGAUUGAAACAAAAAGGACAAGCUGUGUGGGCAUAAAUAAGACCUGUAUUCUGAAUUUUUAAAAUACAGCCUUUUCAGUACA
Molecule: messenger RNA, 4438 nt
Organism: Psammomys obesus (fat sand rat)
Lineage: Eukaryota; Metazoa; Chordata; Mammalia; Rodentia; Muridae
Gene: Ston2
Product: stonin 2
Exons: 7
Coding region: 267-2960 (897 amino acids)
Biological process (GO): regulation of endocytosis; synaptic vesicle endocytosis; clathrin-dependent endocytosis
Cellular component (GO): AP-2 adaptor complex; synaptic vesicle
Molecular function (GO): clathrin-cargo adaptor activity
Source: RefSeq, a predicted model, not a curated record